Hydractinia symbiolongicarpus is the source of this 2152-nucleotide messenger RNA. RefSeq lists its product as uncharacterized. The transcript has 2 exons. Gene Ontology annotation, molecular function: ATP binding; nucleic acid binding; four-way junction helicase activity. Lineage: Eukaryota; Metazoa; Cnidaria; Hydrozoa; Anthoathecata; Hydractiniidae. The record is from RefSeq and is a predicted model, not a curated record. Bases 1 to 1596 code for a protein of 531 amino acids. Gene Ontology annotation, biological process: double-strand break repair via homologous recombination; telomere maintenance. Gene Ontology annotation, cellular component: nucleoplasm; nucleus; chromosome.
AUGGAAAAUAUAAUACAACUUUUUUCCAAACUUCGACUUGCUCUAGAGAAAGGUUUUGACCCAAAUUUUGUGUUAAAGCCCAAACAAAUCAUUUGCUUUGAACAACUAAUUAAUGGAAACGAUACUCUUGCGGUUUUGCCUACUGGAUAUGGGAAAUCCAUUUUGUACCAGUUACUUCAUUUUGUAAUGCCUUUACAGAAGAAAAGAAACAUAGUGAUUGUUGUUAGCCCUCUCAACGCUAUCAUUGAGGAUCAACAAAAAAUUUUGAGCCAAAGAGGUGUAGAAGUUGCUACACUUACUUAUGAAAGGGAAGAAUGUACAGAAGAUCCUUUUGCACAUUUGAAUACGGAAGAUCCUGUCGAACCAAAUUUCAAAGUUUCACAUGAAAUAAAAAAUGGAGAUAUUGAUUUUUUAUUUGGACAUCCAGAAGCAUUUUUGUCACACACAGGAAGAAAUUUACUAAAAUCAAAAAUUUAUCAGGAUAAUGUUGUUGCAUGUGUAGUAGACGAGGCACAUUGUGUGGAAUUGUGGGGACUGGAAUUUAGAAAAAGCUUUCAAGAUUUGGUUGUCUUAAACACCAUCUUUCAAGAUCGCUCUAUGCUUGCAUUAACCGCAACUGCGGGAGAUAAAAUGAUUUCCAAAAUUAUAAAAGACUUAUCUCUACAGAACUGCAAAAUUGUAAAAGCCUCACCAAAUCGUAGAAAUGUGUUUCUAAGUGUAAAAAAACGACUUCCAAACAACUAUGGUGUAAAAAGUUAUGAACAAAUUCUAUUACUAAUAGCAACAGAAUUAAACGAAACAAGACGAGAUUACCCUAUCACAAUUAUAUAUAUGGGUUUAAAAUAUUGUGGAUAUGCAUAUAAACUUUUUGAUAUGGUUAUUGAAAAUCCCUUCUGUGAAAACGAGAUAACUCCAAGAGCUAAAUUGUAUGCUCAAUUUCAUGCAUCAACCACUUCGUGUAUGAAAGAAGAUAUUUUGGAAGAAUUGAAAUCCUUAAACUCUCGAAUAAGGGUAGUAUUUGCAACCACUGCUUUUGGUAUGGGUGUUAAUGUACCUCAGGUUACUAACAUUAUUCAUAUUUCUCCCCCAUCAAAACUGGAAAGUUACAUACAAGAAAUUGGACGUGCAGGGAGAAAUGGUGCACAAUCAAAUGCCAUAUUGUACUACAACAACUCUGACAUCAGUAAAAAUAAUUUAAAAAUGGAUGAAUCAAUUAAAAAAUAUUGUCAAGAGACUGAUUGUCUCAGAAAAUCAUUGCUCAAAUACUUCAGUUUUAAAUGCGAAACACAAGACAAUUGUUGUGAAAACUGUAAUCCUACGACAACUGAAGAUUUUUCUCCUGUUCAUCAUAUACAAAUGUCAGAUAUUGAUAGAGAAUCAAUACGUUUAGAGCUAGAAAUGAUUAAUGUUGAAAAGGAAGAAGACUCUCAUUUAUUAACAUUUGAGUUUAAUUUGACACAUGAUGUUAUUGGAAAAAUUUCCAACAAUUUUCAUUUAAUAACUUGUGAACGUGAUUUAUUGCAUAAAUUUGAUGUUUGGGAUGAAAGGUAUUCGACAAAAAUUUUUGAUGUCAUCAGAAAAUAUUUGAAUCUAUAAGUAUAUAAAUAAUAUAUAUAGUUUUUAUUUCUUCUUUUAUUUUGUUGAAAACAUUUUUUAUUGGUAAGGUUGGACCAUUAGAAUUUUUGUGAAGCAGAUUGUGUAUAUAUAUACUCUAGAUAGCUAGUUUGAUUAUGCAACAAAUUUAUAAUCAAAUAAGAUUUUUGAUGGGGUCAAACAACAUUUAUCUGUAAAGAUAUUUUAGACAUCCUAUAUCAGCAAUAUUUUUUAAAGUCCAGCUUGCAAUAAAAAGUUUAUGUUUUUAUGCGUAUUCACAUUCUAAUAAUGUAUAUAUAUAUAACACAUUGUGUGUAAGAAUAUUUUACUGAUAAAUACCUAUUUCAUUUUUAUGAUUAUCAAGCCAUUUAUGAAAGUCACUCACAUUUAAAUAGCGUAGUGGAUUACUCUUUAUAUUGCAAAAGCUUGCAUGAAAUCUAUCAGGUAUCGAAUCGAAGGGUUUUACUCUCAGCAAUUCUUCAAUUAUUUCGAUCUCAUCAUUUUUACUAUUAGCAGUUGCAUGUUGAACAGAUUUUGCAUGUUUCUCCAGUUCUUUAUC